AUGCCAAGCAAUCCAAAUCCAACUGAGCUGCGCAAAUGGAAUAGAAAGAUUGAUACAUUAUGUGCCAUCAUUGAAGACUAUUUUGCUUUUGCUUCUCAAUACACAAGUGAAUCAAACAAUAUUUCCCAGGUCAAGGUAAGACUUGAGGAACUUAAUGAAUUUUCUGAGAAAUUUGAAGAAUAUCAAGCUGAGUUAGAAAUGUUAGAUGACAAAAAGGAUGCUGAUUGGAUCAAUGUUCGAAGAUCAUUCCGAAACCGAUUGUGUGAUGUUAAGGCUGCGUUACUCAAAAUCAUAGAUGAUCAUGUUAUCCAUCCAGACAAUGUAUCUAGUCCAUCAAUGAGCUCAGCCAGAUCUCAACAACAUUCAAAUACAUUCAACUCUAUGAGGUAUCCACCAUGUGCUCUUCCUACAUUCAGUGGUGAUUGGCAGCAGUGGUCAUCCUUUAUAGAUACAUUCAAUUCAAUGUUUCAUAAUGAGCAUUCAAACUUACCGCUAGUUCAACGCUUUCAUUACUUAAGGUCAUGCCUUGCAGGGCAGGCUAGUGAUGUUAUCAAAUCUAUUUCUACUACUGCAGAACAUUUUCAAUAUGCUUCUGAUCUGUUGGUAAAUCGGUAUGAAAACAAGAGUGCUAUAAUCCAGUCACACAUUCGCUCACUACUCGAGACACCCGAGGUGGUCUCACCGUCUUGUAGUGAACUGCAAAAGCUGCAUCAUCAUGUCACAUCUAACAUCAAUGCCCUCAAGUCCUUGCAGCAACCAGUCGAUCAGUGGGAUGCAUGGUUGGUCACUCUUUUAUGUAGUAAAAUGGAUAGUGCUACAGUAGGGGAGUGGUAUCUACAGUAUAAGAGUAAAGAUCUGCCUUCCGACGUGGCUGUAGAACAAUUUCUAGCAAACAGAAUAACAGCCUAUGAGGCAGGGGAUAUGAAUUGUCUGUCAAAUGAACCAAGAAAAAUGUCAACAAAAGGUUCAAAUAACAAAACAUUUGAAAAAAGGGCAUUGUUUGUAAAAUCUAAAGAAAAAGGUUUGGGCAAAUGUCCGUUAUGUACUGAGCAUCACAAAUUAUAUGCUUGCAGUAAAUUCAACAACAUGAGUACAAAUGAUAGAAGGAACUUUGUGAUGAAAUCAAGGCUUUGUUUCAACUGUCUUAACUUUGGCCAUCAAGUUUCUUCUUGUUAUUUUCCUCCAUGUCCUCGUUGUGGGGAAAAGCAUAAUUCAAAGCUUCAUGAGGAACAAUCAAACACCAGUAAUCAAGAUACUUCUAUCGCCAAUGAUGUUGACAGACCUGAACCCCAUGCAACAGCUAUGUACACUGAAAUAUCAGCUCAGGAAGCUGAAAAUCUAAAUGUUAUUUUAGCCACUGCCAUUGUCAAUGUAUGCGACACUUUUGGGCGCAUGCAUUCAUGCCGAGCUGUCCUGGACUCUGGUUCUCAAUUAAAUUUCAUUACAAAUUCUUGUGCUAAAAGACUUAACUUGUCUACUGCUUUGCAUACACUUAACAUUGUUGGAGUCUCUGCUAUGGCAUCAACAGCCAAAAAACUCCAAGAUACGAUUAUGACCUCACGUUUUGGUGAUUUCAAGACAACUAUCAAGUUCUACUCUCUGCAGACUAUAGUCAGCGCCUUGCCUUCUCAGGUGCUCAUUCGGGACAACUUGAAAAUGCCUCAUAACAUACACAACCAGUUGGCAGAUCCAAACUUCCAUAGUCCUGGUCCUAUAGAUGUGUUAUUAGGUGCUGAUAUAUUCUUUGAUGUACUUUAUGGUGAAAAGUUUCCAUUAUCAAAUUUAGCUUGCUUGCAUCGUACCAAGUUGGGAUGGAUAGUAACAGGCAAAAUCUCAACUUUGUCAACUUCUCAUACAUUACCAAACCUCUUUAUCCAUAAUCAAUCUGCAUUAUCGUUCUUCACGUCAAAGACAAAUCAACGUAUUCUUGAAGAGUUCAAAGCCGAAGAGCAUUUUCAAUCAACUUUUCGUCGGCAUUGCAGUGAGAGAUUCAUAGUGAAGCUACCAAUGGCACAAGAUCCCAAGGUGCUUGGUGAUUCAUUAGACAUGGCUUAA
This is a messenger RNA of Acyrthosiphon pisum (pea aphid), 2055 nucleotides long. RefSeq lists its product as uncharacterized. The record is from RefSeq and is a predicted model, not a curated record. The coding region runs from base 1 to 2055 and encodes 684 amino acids. The transcript has a single exon. Lineage: Eukaryota; Metazoa; Arthropoda; Insecta; Hemiptera; Aphididae.